AUGGAAGAAAGCUUAUUGGAUGGGUUACCUUGGGACUUCAGGAGUCCAGAGUCCCAGGAUAGAAUGAGAAGAAAUUACAGAAUGAACUUCAUAAUCCUGGAACUCUGGGGUUCCAAGGUUCAUAGUUCAGUGGUAGGAGUGAUUGUAGGUGCAACCUUCUGUACUAAUGGGGGUGGUUUUGGUAUUGAUAUCGUUGUAGUAGCUGUAGCAGCAGGUGUAGACAUCGACGUUGUUACAGAAGUUGUAGUAGCUGAUUUGGAAUUUUCUGGAGCUUCCUACACUUGGACUAACCGCAGGGUUGGGGAAGAGCUGACAGAAGUUAAAUUGGAUAGGGCCCUCAUCUCUAGGGAAUGGUUACAUCUAUAUUAUUGUUCUUCAAAUGCUUUGAUUAGAGUUGGUUCUGACCAUUUUCCUAUCAACUUUGUGGUUGAACCCAAAGGUGGUAGGAGAAGAAAGUUCCCAUUUAGAUUUGAAAAAAUGUGGUUGUCUCAUCCAAGCUUGCUUAACUGUGUUAAUGAAUGGUGGAAUGUUCAAGUUGAGGGUACUGAUAUGUUUCGCAUUGCUAAAAAGCUUAGGAUUGUGAAGGAUAAGGAUAAGAUCCAAAGAGAAGGUUAUGCGAAUGACAAUUUUGGUAAGGAGAGUGGAAUUUUGUCUAAAUAUCAUAGCAUUAUUGCUAGGGAGGAAAUUUUUUGGAGACAAAGAUCUAGGUCUUUAUGGCUCAAAGCUGGAGAUAGAAACACUAGAUUUUUUCAUAUUACCACUCUUAAGCAUAGAGCAGCCAAUAGAAUUGAUUACAUCCUGAAAAACAAGACUAAACUUGAGAAGGAAGAUGAAAUUAGUGAAGCUGGUGUUGAGUUGUUUAAAGAACUUCUAAAGGCUGACCCUAUGUUGGAUCCGGAGGCCCAAAAUCUAAUGGCCGAGUCUAUUCCUAAGGUGUUGUCUGAAGAUCAGAAUCGUAGUUUGGCUGCUAUCCCUUCUAAUGAGGAAAUUAAGAACACUGUCUUUUCCUUUGAUGGUAACAAGGCUUCGGGCCCAAAUGGAUUCCCUAUGUUUUUCUUUCAGACCUUUUGGGAUAUUGUUGAAAAAGAUGUCACUAAUGUUGUUAAAUAA
Molecule: messenger RNA, 1110 nt
Organism: Cryptomeria japonica (Japanese cedar)
Lineage: Eukaryota; Viridiplantae; Streptophyta; Pinopsida; Cupressales; Cupressaceae
Exons: 4
Coding region: 1-1110 (369 amino acids)
Source: RefSeq, a predicted model, not a curated record